AUAUAUAAGUAUACACACUCAUUUAUGGCACCUCGCGGGCGUAAAAUUAAGCCUCGUGGCAACGUCGGUUCCCCUGUGAGCAUUCACGAUGUUUACGCGCGUGCGUUACAACUAUCAUCGAUUCCUAAGCAGGAAGCUGGUGAAGAGCAUCCUAAUACCGAAGAUGACAUAGUUGAACCGGAGCCUUCUGGUGAUUCAACUUCCUGUUCACCAUCAAGGGGCGAUGUGUCUACUUCUGAAGAGCGGGUGAAGUUGUUUAUGUGGGACUUUAAUCAGUGCGAUAAGAAGCGUUGUACAGGUCGUAAGAUGGUCCAUUUGGGAAUUGUAAAGCCCUUGCGUAUAGGUCAGUCAUUUGCUGGUAUAGUAUUGAGUCCUUUUGGUCGAUCCAAGUUAUCGUUAGAGGAUGGUGAGAUUGUCCGUUCUCGUGGUAUUGCUGUGAUCGACUGUUCUUGGAAUAAGGUUGAAACUGUGAAUCAAGGUCAGCUAAAUGUCAAACAUGCUCGUCUGCUCCCGUUUCUGAUUGCAGCCAAUCCUACUCAUUACGGUCGUCCAUUUGAGCUGUCUUGUGUAGAAGCUCUUGCUGCGGGAUUGUAUAUAUUAGGACUUGAGGACGAUGCUAUGCGAAUAUUAGAAUCAUUUGGUUGGGGCCGCAGUUUCAUUGACAUAAACGCCAGUAACUUGGCUUUGUAUCGUGCUGAAGGGUUGACCAGUUCUGCUAUGGAUGAAUUAGAACAGCGUUUUCUUAGUGAUGUUGCUUCUGAGCAUGCUGAGCGUCGUGCAGUCCGGGAACAAAUGGAUUACCAGGAUGUUGGUGUUGAUGCUUUUACUCCUGAAUGACCC
Molecule: messenger RNA, 840 nt
Organism: Babesia bovis T2Bo
Lineage: Eukaryota; Apicomplexa; Aconoidasida; Piroplasmida; Babesiidae
Exons: 3
Coding region: 25-837 (270 amino acids)
Biological process (GO): rRNA processing
Molecular function (GO): rRNA small subunit aminocarboxypropyltransferase activity
Source: RefSeq, a predicted model, not a curated record